Molecule: messenger RNA, 1837 nt
Organism: Equus quagga
Lineage: Eukaryota; Metazoa; Chordata; Mammalia; Perissodactyla; Equidae
Product: sialic acid-binding Ig-like lectin 5
Exons: 10
Coding region: 84-1778 (564 amino acids)
Biological process (GO): cell adhesion
Cellular component (GO): plasma membrane
Molecular function (GO): sialic acid binding
Source: RefSeq, a predicted model, not a curated record
UCUGCCCUCCUAUAUCUGAAACUUUCUCUUCUCUCUCUGAGAGGGACCCCAGAAGGCAGGCUGUCCCAGGGCAUGAGGACAGGAUGUCGCUGCAGCUGCUGCUGUUGCUGCCUGUGCUGUGGGGAGUACCCACAGUUCAGGGUCAGAGCUACCCACUGGAGCCACCUAUGUCCCUGACAGUGCAGGAGGGCCUGUGUGUCGUCGUGCCCUGCAAAUUUUCCUAUCCGUGGACGACCCUUGGAACGCUCUACAUGUUUUGGAUCCGGAAAGGGGUGGAUAGAAACCAUGAUUCUUUGGUGGCUACAAACAAACCAAACCAGAAGCUGCACGAGAGCACCCAGGGCCGGUUCUUCCUCCUCGGAGACACCAAGGCCCGGAACUGCUCCAUGAGCAUCAGAGACGUCAACCUGGGGGACAGCGGGACUUACUUCUUUCGUACGGAGGACUCCAUUAAGGAAUACCCAUAUCUAGAUAAGACGUUCUCUCUGAAUGUGACAGCCCUGAUCCACAGGCCACACAUCCAUAUCUCGGGGUCCCUGGAGUCCGGCCGACCCAGAAACCUUACCUGCUCUGUGCCCUGGGCCUGUGAGCAGGGCACUCCCCCCAUCUUCUCUUGGACAUCAGCUGCCCUCAUCUCUCUCGGACCCAGGACCCUCCUUUCAUCAGUUCUUACCCUUACCCCACGGCCCCAGGACAAUGGCACCAACCUCACCUGUCAGGUGAAGUUCCCUGCAGCUGGUGUGACUGUGGAAAUGACCAUCCAGCUCAACGUCACCUAUGCUCCACAGAACAUGGCCAUCAGCAUCUCCCAAGGAAACAGCACAGCCUUCAAGAUCCUGCAUAACACGUCAACUCUUCCCAUCCUGGAGGGCCAGGCUGUGCGGCUGCUCUGUGUUGCUGACAGCAACCCCCCUGCAGAGCUGAGCUGGUUCCGGGGAUCCCCAGCCCUCAACGCCACCCCCAUCUCCACCAGCGCUGUCCUGGAGCUGCCUCACACGGGGAGUGCAGGAGACUUCACCUGCCUCGCUCGGCACACGCUGGGCUCCCAAAAUGUCUCUGUGAGCCUCUCCACAGUCUACCCCCCACAGCUGCUGGGACCCUCCUGCUCCUGGGAGGAUGAGGGUCUGCACUGUGGCUGCUCAUCCCGAGCCCAGCCGGCCCCCUCCCUGCGCUGGCGGCUGGGGGAGCGUCUGCUGGAGGGGAACAGCAGCAACGCCUCCUUCAUCAUCACCUCCAGCUCCUCCGGGCCCUGGGCCAAGAGCUCCUUGAGUCUCAGCUGGGGGCCCAGCUCUGGCCUCAGACUCAGCUGUGAGGCCACGAAUGUCCAUGGGGCCCAGAGCGCCAGUGUCCUGCUGCUGCCAGGUAAACCAGAACCCAGGGCCAGGGUGUUCCUGGGAGCAGUUGGGGGAGCUGGCAUCAUGGCCCUGCUUUCUCUCUGCCUUUUUCUCAUCUUCAGAGUGAAGACCUGCAGGAAGAAGGCAGGCCAGCCAGUGCAGAGGGCGGACGACAUGAAUCCAGUCGAGGGCUCAGGCUCCGGGGCACAUCAGCACCAGGUCAGGACAGACUCCCCCUCAGAUGACCCAGCCACUGCCGGGGCGAACCCCAUCUCAAGAGAGGAACAGGAGCUCAACUAUGCUUUCCUCAGAUUUCACAAGCCUCAGGGACAAAAAGGCACCAACACCGAGUACGCAGAGAUCAAGACACACAAGAAGCAAACCCGGGCUGAGGAAGCAGUGAGCACCGAGCUUCAACCAGUAGGCCAUCAUGACCGGCUCUGAAGAUUGUUUUUAAAGACACAAUUUACAGUACCUGAAGCUAUGAAAUAAAUUGAAUGAAA